This is a messenger RNA of Arachis stenosperma, 774 nucleotides long. Its product is annotated as zinc finger protein ZAT1-like. Gene Ontology annotation, biological process: regulation of DNA-templated transcription. Lineage: Eukaryota; Viridiplantae; Streptophyta; Magnoliopsida; Fabales; Fabaceae. Bases 1 to 774 code for a protein of 257 amino acids. The record is from RefSeq and is a predicted model, not a curated record. The transcript has a single exon.
AUGGAGAAAAAUAACAACAUAACCUGCAAAAUCUGCAAUAAGUGUUUCUCCACCGGAAAAGCCAUAGGGGGCCACAUGAGAUCUCACUUGGUCAAAUUGCCAAUACCUCCCAAGCCUGACCCAGAGAAUCAAGCACUUGACAACUCUACCAAGUUAACCAACCAUGCAAUUCAAGCUCCUUCCUCAAUGAAUUUCCAUCCCGAAAAGAAACCAGCACAAAAUCUUCAAUCUCCGAAACACAGCUUCUUAGCCUUUUUUUCAAAAGUAAACAUAGAAAAUAGAUUUCUGCCAUACCCUAAAAACCCAACCCGUAAAAGAUCCAAAUGUCGCCGACAAAUUAUUAAAGCAGUUGAGAAAAGAUCUGAGCCAAAACAAGAGAGUUCAACAUCUGAAACCCCUCGUGCAAAAGAAGCAGCUAGGUCCUUGAUAUUGCUUUCCAAAGAUAAUUGGCCAGCAAGCAAAGAGAUGGAGGGAGCCAACCAAAUGUUUACAAAAGAUAAUGAAAAUGGCAAAGAUGCCUUACUUGUUCAGACUCCCACUCAAGUUAAGUUCAGGUGUUUAGAUAAAAAAACAGUCGAAUGCCCAUCGUGCUCCAAGAUGUUCAAAUCUAAACAAGCACUCGGCGGGCACAAAAAGGUACACUUAAACAACCCUAAGGUUGCUAAUGCUCAGAAUAAAUUUGUGGACAAGUCGCUAGACCUUAAUUUUCCAGCUUUUAGAGAUGAUGAAGAUGUUGGCCAAAUCAAUUUUCCAACCAUGGGCAAUGGAAAAUAA